Molecule: messenger RNA, 942 nt
Organism: Closterium sp. Naga37s-1
Lineage: Eukaryota; Viridiplantae; Streptophyta; Zygnematophyceae; Desmidiales; Closteriaceae
Source: the annotation of a GenBank genome assembly
AUGGGGAGCGAUGCCGUUUUAAAGACGUUCUCAGGAGAGGAGCUCGACGAGGCCACGAAUAACUACUCGCGAGAAAACUCUCUCGGUCGCGGCGGCUUCGGCACGGGGUACCGCGGAAAGCUCGCGGACGGCUCCCCGGUGCUUGUAAUGAAGCUGAACCCCGAUAACACCCGCCAAGCCGCGGAGAAAUUCACCCGCGAAGUGACCAUCCUCACGCGCGCGGACCACCCGCAUCUGGACCGUCUGCUGACGGAGGGGGGGCGGAAAACGAUGAAGCAGAAGCACCGGCUGCGGAUCGCGGCGGAGGCGUCAGAAGCGCUGCUGUUCCUCCACCAUCUCGAGCCGCCGAUUCUCCACCAGGAUGUGAAGCCCGGGAACGUCAUGCUGAACGAGGACCUCUCCUGUAAAGUCGGCGGAGUCGGUCUGGCGAAAUUUCUCCCCGCAAACGACUCGUCGAUCUGGGGAACGGUGGGUUACAUCGACCCGUUGCUGCUUCGCACCGGGAAAUACGGCCCGCAGUCGGAUCUAUACGGGCUCGGGCUGGUCAUCCUGCAGUUGUUGACCGGAGAGAAGGUGAAUAAGGUGCUUGAGUUUGCGAAAUUCGGGCUGGAAGGGAUUCUGGAUCAUUUGGAUAAGACGGUUGACUGGAACCCGGAGAUCGCGAAGGAGGUUGCUGAGGUGGCACUCAAGUGCCGGGACAGGACGAACCGGCCGGAUCUGGAGACGGUUGUGCUGCCGAUGCUGAAGAAAUUCGCGGAGCAGACCAAGGGGGAGAAGGAUGCGGAUGCUGCUCCGCCUGCUGCUGGUGCUGCUGGUGGUGCUAAGGGUGGUGGUGGUGGUGGUGGGGCGAGUAAGGGGCAUGAGAAGAAAGGAGCGGCGGCUGCUGCUGCGGCGGCGCCACAGAAGAAGACGUUGUUUGGAUACUUCUUUGGGAAGCGGUGA